Messenger RNA from Temnothorax curvispinosus, 1822 nucleotides. RefSeq names its product sulfide:quinone oxidoreductase, mitochondrial (gene Sqor). The record is from RefSeq and is a predicted model, not a curated record. The coding region runs from base 324 to 1649 and encodes 441 amino acids. Gene Ontology annotation, molecular function: FAD binding; sulfide:quinone oxidoreductase activity. The transcript is spliced from 9 exons. Gene Ontology annotation, cellular component: mitochondrion. NCBI's taxonomy places the organism in Eukaryota, Metazoa, Arthropoda, Insecta, Hymenoptera, Formicidae.
UGUGUGAAUUCCUCUCUAUGCGGGAGCUGCCUCAGGCUGCUCAGGCAGGAACUUUUUCGCUCAUCGUCAUCAUGUACCGGACGUUGUAUACGUGCGAGGGACCACAACGGGGACGGCGCACCUCCGAGAUCGUAAUUUUGGAUCAACCUUUUUUUCCCCUCGAGUGGCUCGCGAUAUCGCGAGAUGGAGGCGGGUGACCAACCUCGGCCUGAUAUGAGGGAUUAACCUAGAGCCAGGAGAUUUUCCAAGGUCCGACCGUAUGUAAACAAGGCACUCAAACUGUAUUCAACACCUUCUACGCAGAGUCGCAUUUGACAAUCAGGAUGUCUCGUGUACUGUUGUCUCGCAAUCAAGCGUCGCUGUCAAAGUGUAUGUUGCUUAGAAACGAAUGCAGGCAGAUCCAUCAUUCCUGCAAAAUCCUGGUGGUGGGAGGUGGCACGGCUGGCUGUUCGAUGGCAGCAAAGCUGUCGAGAAAGCUGAAUGAUCCGAAGCAAGUGAUCGUGCUGGAACCCAGCGAUGUGCAUUAUUAUCAACCCUUGUUCACUUUAGUUGGAGGUGGUAUCAGUCCUUACGCGUCAUCGAGAAGGUAUAUGAAAGAGGUUCUGCCAAAAGAAGCAAAGUGGCUAAAAACUUCUGUCGUCGGGUUUCAGCCAGACGUUAAUAAAGUAUCGACGCAUCAUGGAGAUACUAUAGAAUAUGACAUUAUGAUCGUUGCGCUUGGCCUGCAGUUGUACUGGGACAAAAUUCCAGGUCUGACGGACAGCAUACACGAUCCUGACGCACAAGUCUGCUCUAUCUACGGGCCCGACACUGUGCCUCAAGUUUACCAGAAGAUAAAAAACACCGGACAGGGAACCGCGAUAUUCACGUUUCCGAAUACUCCAAUCAAGUGCCCGGGCGCACCUCAGAAGAUCGCCUACAUUGCCGAGGACUACUUUCGCAAACGCAAGUUACGAAAUGGCAUCGACGUCGUGUACAACACAGCAUUGCCGGUUAUAUUCGGAGUUAAGAAGUACGCCGAUUCUCUCUGGGGCGUUUGUAAGCGGAGAGACAUUACCGUUAAUCUACAGACGAAUCUGGUGAAGAUAGACCCGAGCAAAAGGCAAGCCACGUUUGAGAAACUAAGCUCACCGGGAGAGACAUUGGUACAGGAGUACUCUCUUCUCCACGUGACGCCUCCGAUGGGACCGGCUGCAGUUUUGAAGGAACAUCCAGCGCUGACUAACGAAGCCGGAUUUCUCUGCGUCGAUCCGAAGACGCUGCAACACACGAAAUAUUCGAAUGUGUUCGGCAUAGGCGAUUGCACAAACACACCGAAUUCUAAGACAAUGGCCGCAAUAGCCGCGCAGGGAAAAGUGUUGUACCGGAAUAUAUUGGAUGAUUUGGCCGGCAAACCAAUGACAAUGGCCUACGAUGGUUACGCGUCAUGCCCGUUAGUUACCGGUUACGACAAAUGCAUUCUGGCCGAGUUCGACUACAAAAUGCAACCAAAGGAGACCUUCCCGGUGGACCAAGGAAAAGAAUUCUACGCUAUGUUUUUGCUGAAGAAAUAUAUGUUCCCGUUCAUAUACUGGCACUUGAUGUUGAGAGGGUACUGGAAUGGACCAGAAUUCUUCCGCAAACUCACGAAAGUUCUGAAGAAAGAUUAGUGAUCGUAGAAAAAAAAAUCCGAAAGGAAAUAUGCUUUUAUGCCUUUUCCUGUAAUUAACCAGUAAAGAAUAACUCGUGUUUCUAGUUCUAAUAUCGUUAAGGCCAUUGCACGAAACAAAGUUUUAAUCAUAAUCGUAAGGCCGUAAGAAAAUAGACUAAUCACACUUGAUUA